AUGAUUACGACGGCGACGAAAGACAAGCAAUUUUACUCGAUAGGACAACCUAAUAAUUGGGAUACCAAGAAAAUAAAUGAUGGCAAAGUUGUCGACCUAAUUACCGACAAAAAUUCUGCUAAGAAAACCGGAAUAUCUCUAUACUUUCAAAAUAUGACCAAGAAAGAUUUCGGUGAUUACCGGUGCAAAGUGGACUACUGGUCGGAAAUUGAUGGAAAAACAUUGCACCAGGAUUCAUACCGGAAAGUAACAGUGGGUCGCAUAGAAAACAGCACAUUUUACAUUAAUAAUCACGAUUUGUAAAUUAUUAAUGUCACUUGAUAAAAUUUUUAUUUUAUUGUACAAAAUAUUAAUGAUUAAAUAAAAUUUUUCUAUUAA
Oppiella nova is the source of this 378-nucleotide messenger RNA. Lineage: Eukaryota; Metazoa; Arthropoda; Arachnida; Sarcoptiformes; Oppiidae. The record is from the annotation of a GenBank genome assembly.